AUGCCUGUACAAGCUCCACAAUGGACGGAUUUUCUCUCCUGCCCCAUUUGCACACAGACUUUCGACGAAACCAUCCGGAAGCCGAUCAGCUUGGGUUGUGGCCACACUGUCUGCAAGAUGUGCCUCAACAAGCUCCACAGGAAGGCUUGUCCCUUCGACCAGACCACUAUCAAUACAGACAUUGAGCUCCUCCCUGUCAACUCAGCCUUGCUGCAGCUAGUGGGUGCUCAGGUUCCUGAGCAGCAGCCAAUUACUUUAUGCAGUGGAGCUGAAGAUACCAAGCAUUAUGAGGAGGGCAAGAAAUGUGUGGAAGAGUUGGCAUUGUACCUCAAACCACUCAGCAGUGCAAGAGGUGUGGGUCUUAACAGUACUACUCAGAGCGUGCUGAGUCGUCCCAUGCAGAGGAAACUGGUGACAUUAGUCCACUGCCAGCUGGUGGAGGAGGAAGGACGCAUCAGGGCCAUGCGUGCAGCACGGUCCCUGGGGGAGAGGACAGUCACAGAACUCAUUCUGCAGCACCAGAACCCACAGCAGCUCUCCUCCAACCUCUGGGCUGCAGUGAGAGCCAGGGGCUGCCAGUUCCUUGGACCAGCAAUGCAAGAGGAGGCUCUAAAGCUGGUCCUGCUUGCUCUGGAAGAUGGAUCUGCUCUGUCACGGAAGGUCUUGGUUCUCUUUGUGGUGCAGAGGCUGGAGCCAAGAUUCCCUCAGGCUUCUAAAACUAGCAUUGGGCAUGUUGUCCAGCUCCUUUACAGAGCCUCCUGCUUCAAGGUGACCAAGCGAGACGAGGAUUCCUCCCUGAUGCAGCUGAAGGAGGAAUUCCGGACGUACGAAGCUCUGCGGAGGGAACACGAUUCCCAGAUCGUGCAGAUAGCCAUGGAGGCAGGUUUGCGCAUCGCUCCGGACCAGUGGUCCUCGCUCUUGUAUGGAGACCAGUCCCACAAAUCCCACAUGCAGAGCAUCAUUGACAAGUUGCAGACCCCAGCCUCGUUUGCACAGAGUGUUCAGGAAUUAACUAUUGCUCUGCAGAGGACUGGAGACCCAGCAAACCUGAACCGACUGCGACCUCACCUAGAGCUCCUGGCAAACAUUGACCCCAGUCCAGAUGCUCCACCUCCAACAUGGGAACAACUGGAAAAUGGUCUAGUUGCUGUGAGGACUGUGGUUCAUGGCUUAGUGGAUUAUAUCCAGAAUCACAGCAAAAAAGGAACAGAUCAGCAACAGCCUCCUCAGCACAGCAAGUACAAGACAUACAUGUGCCGAGACAUGAAGCAGAGAGGAGGAUGCCCCAGGGGAGCCAGCUGCACCUUUGCACACUCACAGGAGGAGCUGGAAAAAUUCCGUAAAAUGAACAAGCGUCUGGUUCCCAGAAGACCCCUGAGUGCCUCCCUGGGCCAGCUGAACGAGGUGGGCCUGCCCUCAGGAGCUAUCCUCUCAGAGGAAGGGGGAGUGGACUUGCCCAAUAGGAAAACCUCUGCUCUUCCAAACGGAAUCGUGUCAACCGGCAACACAGUGACGCAACUCAUUUCUCGAGGAACUGACUCUGGGUAUGAAGCUGCUCUGAAGCCAGGGAAGAUGGACCACCUAAGCAGCAGUGCCCCUGGAUCCCCUCCUGACUUGCUGGACACUGUCCCCAAGAGCUCUAUAUCUGCCUUACCAGUGACCCCUCAUCCUGUGCCUGCUCGGGCCCCAGCAGACCUGCCCUCAGUGUCUGUCACCAAGCAGCUGCAGAUGGUACCACGAGGGUCUCAGCUGUACAAUGCUCAGCAAGCAGAUAUGUUUUAUCAAGAUCCCAGAGGAGCUGCUCCUCCAUUUGAACCAGCUCCCUACCAACAAGGAGUUUACUACCCCACUCAAUCCAUGUCUCGCUUCGUCCGACCUCCUCCGUCGGCGCCCGAGCCCGGCCCGGCGUACCUGGAGCAUUACCCCCCGUACCUGCAGGAGCGUGUGGUGAGCCCUCAGUACACACCACCACAGCAGUACCCACCCAUGGCACAGCCCCUGUACCCCCCACACUACGACAGCCGCCGCGUGUACCCCCCGGUGCAGCCCUACCAGCGCGAGGACGUGGUGCGCGGGAGCCCCGUGGCCAUCGAGAUCCCUCCGGCUGCCGGGCCCCCCUACGUGCCCGAAUCCAGAGACAGAUACCAGCAGGCUGAGGCUUAUUGCCCAGUGGCUCCACAUCUCGGUCAGAUCAGACCUUCCUGCCACAGGGACCUUUGUAACCUUCUGCCUUCAUUUCAGCCUCAUGCCAGCCUGGACGAACUUCAUCGACGAAGAAAGGAGAUCAUGGCCCAGCUAGAGGAGAGAAAGGUGAUUUCUCCACCUCCUUUUGCACCAUCUCCAACCUUGCCUCAUCCUUUUCAUUCUGAAGAGUACUUGGAUGAAGAGCUGAAGGUAGCUGGGAAAUACAAAGGAAAUGACUACAGCCAGUACUCUCCCUGGUCCUGUGACACCAUCGGCUCCUACAUUGGAACCAAAGAUGCAAAACCCAAAGAUGUUGUGGCAGCAAGGAGUGUGGAGAUGGCGAACGUGGAUAGCAAAGCCAUGCGUGAGCAGCGGUUGGACAUGCAGCGCCGCGCGGCCGAGGCCGGUGACGAUGACCUCAUUCCCUUCGGAGACCGACCAACUGUGUCCAGAUUUGGGGCUAUCUCUCGUACUUCCAAAGCCAUGUACCAGAACUCUGGGCCCAUGCAGGCCAUGGCUGUUCAGGGGGCUACCACCAAAUCCAUCAUUUCAGACUACAGUCCUUAUGGAACUCACGGUGGCUGGGGAGGCUCUCCAUAUUCUCCUCAUCAAAACAUACCUUCUCAGGGACGUUUCACUGACAGGGAGAGGCUGUCCAUGUCAGAUGUGGCUGGUCAUGGCAAACAGAUGCCCUCAGCAGAACGGGAGCAGCAGCUGCGCAUGGAGCUGCAGCAGGUCGACCAUCAGAUCAGCCAGCAGACACAAAUGAGGGGACUGGAGGCUGUUAGUAACAGGCUGCUGUUGCAGAGGGAGGCGACUACCCUGGCAGGCCAACCACAGCCCCCACCCCCACCUCCCAAGUGGCCUGGGAUGAUCUCAAGUGAACAGCUGAGCUUGGAGCUACACCAGGUGGAAAGGGAAAUUGGGAAGAGAACCCGUGAGCUGAGCAUGGAGAGCCAGUCUUCACUGGAUAUGAAAACCAAACUGGGCACCACUAAACAGACAGAAAAUGGACAAUUAGAACCACAAAACAAGGUUCCAGCUGAGGACCUCACACUGACCUUCAGCAGUGAUGUUCCGAACGGAUCAGCUUUGACACAAGAGAACAUUGGCCUCCUGUCAACCAAGGCAGCAUCUCUGAGCCUGGGAGAGGAUGCAGAGGGAGGAGGAGACAGCCACGACUCGCAGCGAGCAGGAGUGCCCCCCACGUCUGCUCCCUGAGGUCAGGCCAGCACACCCCAGAGCUGCUCCUGCUGGGGUGGCAGCAGCUCCCAGCACCUUCCAGGGCUGGUGGGAGAAACUCAGGAGCAGCAGCAGUAGCAGAGCAGCAGGUCCAGAGGCAAUGUGCACAAACACAACGACUUAGAAACAAAUCCUGCACAUAGUUCACAUUAACGCAUUUUUUAAUUAAAAAAAAAUGAAAAUUAGCAGUAUCUGCAAGCAAUUCAAAUUAAAUUUGUUUUUGUUCUGUGAAUGAACUUUAUUUUAAUAACUUUGGACGCCUUGAAUCCCAGGGCUUAAAAAAAAAAGAUAUUAUAUAUAUACUCUGUUUGAUUAAUUGUAUGAUCUUAAUGAAGUAGGUUUUUU
Molecule: messenger RNA, 3771 nt
Organism: Acanthisitta chloris (rifleman)
Lineage: Eukaryota; Metazoa; Chordata; Aves; Passeriformes; Acanthisittidae
Gene: RC3H1
Product: ring finger and CCCH-type domains 1
Exons: 19
Coding region: 1-3405 (1134 amino acids)
Molecular function (GO): metal ion binding
Source: RefSeq, a predicted model, not a curated record